CCACUUCCCCCUUUAAUGGGUUUUGCAUCCCGUGCACAGACGCCAGAGGAGAAAGAACAGCUCCUGGAAAUGGAGGAGUUCAAGGAAACGAUGACAGAGUCCACCUUCUUGUACCUGACCCUCGACCUGCCCACAGCCCCGCUCUACAAGGAUGAGAAGGAGCAGCUGAUCAUUCCGCAGGUCCCCCUCUUCAACAUCCUGGCCAAGUUCAAUGGCAUCACAGAAAAGGAGUAUAAAACCUACAAGGAGAAUUUCCUGAAGAGGUUCCAGUUGACGAAGCUCCCACCUUACCUCAUCUUCUACAUCAAGCGGUUCACAAAGAACAACUUCUUCAUCGAAAAGAACCCCACCAUCGUGAAUUUCCCAAUCACGAAUGUUGACCUGAGAGAGUACCUGUCCGAGGAAGUUCAGGCCGCUCACAAACAGACCACCUACGACCUGAUUGGAAAUGUGGUGCACGACGGGAAACCGGGUGAGGGAGCCUAUCGGGUCCACGUGCUGCAUCACGGCACAGGAAAGUGGUAUGAGCUGCAGGAUCUACAGGUAUCUGACAUCUUGCCACAGAUGAUCACCCUAUCGGAGGCUUACAUACAGAUAUGGAAGAGACGCGAGGACGGUGAUGAAAGUCUGUCCAGUCAGAAAGGAGCGUGACAGGGGUAAAGUUUGAGAAUGAGAGCACGUCACCCCCUGGUAAGUGGGAACUGAUUGGGGAGUGGAACUGGAAGCACACAGCGAUAUUUGAAGCAAAAUCUGACUGCACCUUGUAAACUGGAAAUGUCUGGAAAGUGUGGAUCGAUCGCCGGAAUGUCACAGUGCGUUGUACACUGUCCAGACAUACCUGCAACUGCUGUAUUACUGACACUUACAGGUUCGCAAUAGCACCUUGGCUCGCUCUGAAACAGGGUGACAUUGCUACGUUAUUUUCUUGUUGAAUGAGUCUUGUGUCAAGGAAUGCUGUACACUCCGUCUGCAAGAGUGACUGACCGAUUUUAUCAUCUUUCGCUUGUGGCUCCCUGGCCGAAUUAUUCCCACAGGACAUUACGAGUCUCAACGUGCCCUUGUUCCUUUUCCCUUUGUUUUGCUCUUCCACGUUCCUCUGCUGUGGAGCUCCGAGUUGAAAGCCACUUCCCAGUUUUGUUUCAGAUGAGGAACGGUACAAAAACUUGUUAAAACUAGCUGUCAUGUUGUACGGAACAAAGGUGAAGCAUCAUUUGACAAACACCCUUUUGGAAUAUUAAUCUCAGGAUUCAGUUUUAUUCAGAUUAAAGUUUGAAAUAAUUUCUC
Molecule: messenger RNA, 1284 nt
Organism: Chiloscyllium plagiosum (whitespotted bambooshark)
Lineage: Eukaryota; Metazoa; Chordata; Chondrichthyes; Orectolobiformes; Hemiscylliidae
Source: RefSeq, a predicted model, not a curated record